CUCUUUUCUUCUGGCGCUGUAUUGAACUUAGCGGUUGUACUUGGGUGUUUUCAGUGUCGCUUUUGCAACAAUGUCAGCUGAACGUCUUGCUAAAGUCCCAGAGGUGGAUUUAGACCCCAACGGGGUCUUUAAAUACGUCCUCAUUCGCGUUCACAGCAAAGACGACGAUUCAUAUGUUGAUAUAGUGAGAGGAUACGCGUGGGCCGAAUAUCACGCCGAUAUCUAUGACCGUGUUUCUGGUGAACUGGAGAGAGCUGGAGGAGUGGACUGUGAGUGUCUCGGAGGAGGACGAAUCAAACAUGACCAGGACGCAAAGAAGAUCCACGUCUACGGUUAUUCCAUGGGAUUUGGCAGAGCAAAGCAUUCGGUUUCCACAGAGAAGAUAAAAACUCAUUAUCCAGAUUAUGAAGUGACCUGGGCGGAUGAAGGGUAUUGAGUGGGUUUACAUGGGGUACAUAUGACAGCCCAAUAUGAGGACAGUGUACUGCGUUGGACUCCUAAUGUGCCAAGACUGAGAAAGAACAGAACUUUAAUGUGUUUCAGAUCUGGUUGGAUAAAAUGUUUACUUAAAAGCUUGAGGAGAGGUCAUCCUCAUUUUGUUUGGUUUUUAACUUAAUGUGUAGAUUAACACAUGACAACAAAGAGAGAAAAAGCACCGGUUAUUAAUUCAUCUUUGAAUGGCAAAAUAUAGGAAAUGGUGAAAUAAAAGGGUAUUGCGGUUUAUUGAAGUUUAAGGGCUUAAACACUGAAAGAAAAUGCAGCGAUGACAUCCUGAAAAAAAAAAAAAACGUCUAGAUAUCCAAAUGUUUGCAUACAGUCAGAAAGUAUUUGGAGAUUCAAAGCUUUUAAACAAUUGAUUCCAAAUGAUUCACUGAAUUGAAGCGUUCAAAACACCCAAUUCUAGCGACAUCUGCUGGACAAAACCAUGUAAUUGCAACCAAAAAACUCAGAAUAAAUAUGGAUUAAGUUUGGCUUUUUCAAACACACUGAAAUUAAACCCUAUCAAAUGAACUUAGCUUAGCAUCCUGUAUCAUUAAAUAUUAAGCGUCUGUAUAAUAUGCGUUCUUUUAUCAAUUCUGUUUUAUGGCUUGAUCCAUUGUGGGUUCUUAUGAACAGGACAAUGUAAACAGAGAGUAUUAACUAAUGUUUUCUUUUUUUUU
Molecule: messenger RNA, 1160 nt
Organism: Danio aesculapii
Lineage: Eukaryota; Metazoa; Chordata; Actinopteri; Cypriniformes; Danionidae
Gene: phpt1
Product: phosphohistidine phosphatase 1
Exons: 3
Coding region: 71-436 (121 amino acids)
Biological process (GO): peptidyl-histidine dephosphorylation
Cellular component (GO): cytosol
Molecular function (GO): protein histidine phosphatase activity
Source: RefSeq, a predicted model, not a curated record